AUGGUUGAAAGGCUUGAAAAGAAGCGAAUGCUGUUUGAAAAGAGAGUGAUGCAAAAGACUAUGGAUUUCUUAGCGCUAAGCAAAUCAUGUCCGCUGAAAGCCGAACAAUUUCCGGGCACCAAAACGGCAUUCAUAUUGGACGAAAACGGAGAUGUUCUCGCCAGGCAAAUGAUUGUUAAAUAUUCGCCAACACAAGCGUACUGUAUUUAUACGGAAUGCAGUCAGAAAGUCGCCGGCAAGGAUAUACGAGUUAAGGAAGAUGAAGACACACACCAUUUGAGGCUGGUCUCCAUAGAGACGGAACGCGAGAACCGUCGCCUCCUGCCGCUCUUUUUGCAGUUCCACUCGCGGGCUGAAGCGAGGCCGGCCGAGGCGCACCUCAUCGACCAUCUCGCCGAGAGCACCCUCGGUAGAUUCAACCUCGAGCUCAAGAAGAACAUCACUCAUGAUUCUUUCGCGGAGUCGGAUACUUGGAGGGAUGAGGCAGGCUUCGUAGUCACCGACCGCAAUCUCUUCGUCUAUGUCACAUUCAGCAAGUCGGAUCUGAUCUCUACGCUACAACUGAGCAAUUGUGCUAAGAUCGCUGAAUAUAACGCUAAGGAUUUUGAAGCUCUUUGUGAUUUCGACGCUUCCGUUUGUGGUUUCAGCAGAGAAGAGGCUAUCGAAUCCACGAAUCCAUUUCAGUUCAUAACUUCGAACUCAUCUGUUCUUCUUGCGAAAGGAAACGGCGGUAUAGACGGAAUGAUUGCCUAUAAAGGAAACAAGGUAUGCUUUUGCUUUUUUAAACCGGAAGACGAAAUUCUCGUUGAACUGUACGAGUUCACUCUGGACAUAGCAGAGGAUCACUUCGAUUUUCAGAUAUUAGCCCUCUAUGCGGAGACUUUGGAAAGCGCUCAUAGUCUCAUCAAGCACUGUAUCGAGAGAAAUCAUCUAAUUCAGGUAUCGUUCUUCACUCGAAAAGAUCUGUGGGACUGCAAGCACGUGUCAAGUCGACCAGUUUAUCGUCGCCACACUCGAGCCGUCCCAUCCACUAUCAAAUGGAACAAGGUGUACGCUCUCAACAUGGGUUUUCAAAUCGUCUAA
Messenger RNA from Angiostrongylus costaricensis, 1083 nucleotides. The record is from the annotation of a GenBank genome assembly. Lineage: Eukaryota; Metazoa; Nematoda; Chromadorea; Rhabditida; Metastrongylidae.